AUGCAGUCAAGGAAACCAGAGAACGCAGCAAUGGCCUUGCGCCAGUCGUUCGGCGACCGCAAGUUGCCUGAUAUCACGCGAAAAAUCACCGCUUGUGUGGCGUGCCGCAAACUGAAGAUAAAAUGUCAUAUGAAUGAUAAUAAGCCUCCAUGUAGCCGGUGUAGAUCUCGCGGCCUGUCCUGCACUGUCAAUAAGAGUCUCCAAAUGCUGCUUGAAGAUGAUGCUACGUGGAAGGAGACCAUAGAAGAGCGCCUCGACAAGCUUGAAAGGGCUAUGAUGGAUCGUCCUACCGACCCGACAACUUCUACUGAUACCGAAAAUAGGAUGACACAAUCGCAGAUGCCCGAGAAUCCUGUGAAAACAAGCAGCUUCAAUCUUUCGAAACCUCCCCAAGGGCUUGAAUCUCCAAAUACACUUACACUAAACUUGUCCUGUGGCCUUGGGUCUUUUCCAGCAUCAUCUAUGAUGAAUCUUACGUUUACUGGAGAUCGGACAUACUUGGGACAUGGAUUAGAUUUUAUUUCAUGUGGACUCCUCUCUCUAGAAACAGCAGAGAACUUGUUUUCUUACUAUACGAAAUAUUUGGACCCUUUGAUUCACAAUGUUUUGGGGGAUGAUGCUACCCUAGCCGCUACUCGGGCAGAGUCAUCACUAUUGACAGCCGCUAUUUGUACGGUAGCUGCUUUUUGCACAGGAUCCGAAAGCUAUCAAAAUUGUCUGAAAUAUUUCAAGAGAGAGGUAUCAGGCAAGGUCUUUGCUAGUAAGUAUUCAUUUAAUGAUGUACGUGCUCUUUGCAUAGGCGCGUUUUGGUUGAAUGAGAUAUCAUCUGCGUUAAAUGGACUAGGUGUCCGAAUUGCGACAGAACUGGAUCUCCAUCGAUGCAUUACAAAAAUGCCACAUACAAAAAGAGCAUGCUAUGACCGCACCCGCUUAUACUUUCUCGUAUACCUUUGCGACCAUCAUUGCUCUCUCAUUCAUGGCCGUCCGCCUCUCACACGGGAUUUUAGCUCAUUGAAAAGUCCCGAAGUCUUCCUGCAGACUCGAUUCUGGACAGCGAGAGACCUAAGACUAGUCAGCCAAGUGGAGCUCUGGUCCAUCAGCAGUCAUGUCUUCUCCUUGUUUGGAGCAGACACCGAGAAUGAAAUCGCCACUCAUAGAUCUGCUGAAUUACAUCGAUUAAACGAGGCUUAUGAUGAGUGGUAUAAUAAAUGGCUUGACGUAUUUACGAUACAGAGAGACGCAAGCAACUUUUCUCCUGGGCUAUUUGAUUUAUACUUUCAUUCUUCCAAACUAUAUCUCUUUUCUCAUGUGUUUCGCGGUCAUGCUCAACGGAAUUCCAACUUUACAGCAGAAACAGAGGAUAAAACAACUAGUUUUGCCCAAUCUGCUGUGGAAAGCGCAUUGUCUAUAAUACGUUGUAUCGUGGAUGACACAGAAACCCCUCUCCAACUCGAAAAAUUGCCGCUUUACUUUGCUACGAUGAUUGCAUUUGCAUCUGUUUGCCUAGUUCAAGUUUUGAACCAGCAAAAAAUUGCCAGCCAAGCCAAACAGGAGGAAAUUCGCUGUUACCUCCAGCGGUUGGUUGAGGUCCUGAAUACGUCUUUGGUGGUGGACCAUCCAGUACAUCCUUUGAUGAGCAUUUCAAAAAGCCUCGAGGUUGCUACGACGGUACAGCCGCACAAUGAUAAUAACCAGACGGACAUGGAGUAUGAAAAUGAUAUUGAUUUUAGUAUAUUUAUGAACGAAGGUAUGAAUUUGGGUUAUUUAACUGGUCAAGAUGGGUGGCCCAUGGCUGGCCCCCUAUCAUAG
Molecule: messenger RNA, 1809 nt
Organism: Talaromyces rugulosus
Lineage: Eukaryota; Fungi; Ascomycota; Eurotiomycetes; Eurotiales; Trichocomaceae
Exons: 4
Coding region: 1-1809 (602 amino acids)
Biological process (GO): regulation of DNA-templated transcription
Cellular component (GO): nucleus
Molecular function (GO): zinc ion binding; DNA-binding transcription factor activity, RNA polymerase II-specific; transcription cis-regulatory region binding
Source: RefSeq, a predicted model, not a curated record